Gorilla gorilla gorilla (western lowland gorilla) is the source of this 4926-nucleotide messenger RNA. It is a transcript of the gene SUOX, whose product is annotated as sulfite oxidase. The record is from RefSeq and is a predicted model, not a curated record. The transcript is spliced from 6 exons. Bases 2791 to 4428 code for a protein of 545 amino acids. Gene Ontology annotation, biological process: sulfur compound metabolic process. Lineage: Eukaryota; Metazoa; Chordata; Mammalia; Primates; Hominidae. Gene Ontology annotation, molecular function: molybdenum ion binding; sulfite oxidase activity; molybdopterin cofactor binding. Gene Ontology annotation, cellular component: mitochondrion.
AGGAAUUUGGAAGAAAGGAUACCCAGUGAUGUUUUACUGAAUCAGAAACACACCUUUCCCUGCAUCUUGAUACAUCCUUAUUCCCUUUAAUCUUUUCUUAAACAUCUAGUUUAGAAAAUAGCCCUUCUAUUGCUAUUUAAUCACCCCUCUUUUAAGGCCACUAGAUUGUUCAUCAAAUCAAACCCUAUUAUAUCUUUUUAGGCCCUCUUAACAGAAUGUAUAUGUGUAGGGUAUGGUCUGUGGAUCUUUGGGCCCACUGAUGAGAUUAGAGAGAGGGGUGCUAUUUGAAGUAGUAUACAAAAAUGUAUGUGCAUAUUUCCUUUUUUUUUUUUUUUUUUUUGAGACGGAGUCUCUGUCGCUAGGCUGGAGUACAGUGGCACGAUCUUGGCUCACAGCAAUCUCCGCCUCCUGAGUUCAAGUGAUUCUCCUGCCUCAGCCUCCUGAGUAGCUAGGAUUACAGGCACGCACCAACACACCCAGCUAAUUUUUGUAUUUUUAGUAGAGACGGGGUUUCACCAUGUUGGUCAGGCUAGUCUUGAACUCCUGACCUCGUGAUCCACCCACCUUGGCCUCCCAAAGUGCUGGGAUUACGAGCGUGAGCCACUGCGCCCGGCCGUAUGUGCAUAUUUCUAGGAUCCAUUUCUAUGUUUCUCAAAGGGGUCCAUGACCCAAAGGUUGAAAAAAACAUCACUGAGUUAGUUUUCUUGUAGCUUCCACCUCAACGGGAAAAUUUCCCCUGGAUCUGCUCUUGACUCCUAGUGUACUUCAAACCCUUCAGUCCAUCACAGUCUAAAGGUCGAGGGAAGGGAAAUGAAAUAGGAUUAUGUGUGGUUGCAGGAGGCUUUAAAUUCCAAAGAAUCUGAAGGUGGAUAGGAAAGAGGACUGGUGCCAGACAAAUCUGACAUUCUAGGCCUGUCUCUGUCAACUUACCAGCUGUGGCCUUGAUCAAGUUAGUGCCUUCUGCCUCGUUUCUUCAUCUGUAAAGCAAAAGCUGAAGAUUAAGGUCAAUUAUGUAAAGUAUGUGUGUCACACAAAAGUAGAUGACACUAUUAGGAAGGAGGCUUUUAGAUAGUCCCUAACUGACUUCUCUGUAUCUUCCUUUGGCUGAGACUUUUUUUUUUUAGGUCGAAGCUUGCUUUCUCUCUCUCUCCCUCUUUCUCCCUCUCUCUCUCUCUCUCUCUCGCUCUCUCUCUCUCCAUAUAUAUAUAUAUAUAUAUAUAUAUAUUUUUUUUUUUUAACAACUGGUAGGAUAGGUUGGGCAUUAGCCUUCUUCAGUGAUUUGAUUGUAUACAGAUUGAAAUCCUUUCCAUUUCCAAACACUUAAGAGCCAAAGCCAACUUUUCAGUGUCGGUUCCCUUACCUUAUAUCUCUUGGUAAUACCCCCCACCCCCGUUCCCUGAUUCCUGGUAAAAGCUCUAGUUGGAGAGCCGAAAGGAAAGGAAAUGAUCUUUCAAAAUUAAAGGUGAACACCUUCACUUAAACUGAUUAAAAUUGCAGCUCCACCGUCCGGCCUCUAGAGGGCAGUGUAUGGAUACAUUUGUCCAGGUUGGGGGACUAGGUUUGAUAAAUUUUGUCUUGCAUCAAAUGACAAAAGGGCAAUAGAAAAUGUAUUAUAUUUAUGCCCCUUACUUUGAGAUAAGAGACUACAACCUUCAUACUUCGGGGUGUUAAGCUGCCAUUGCUCUUGUUAAGGGGCAGUUUGUUUUUUAAGAGAUGGGGUCUUACUCUGUUGUCCAGGCUGGAGUGCAGUGCCGCGAUCUUGGCUCAGUGCAACCUCGAACUCCUGGGCUUAAGCGAUCCUCCCGCCUCAGCCUCCCGAGUACUGGGACUACAGGCGUGUGCCACCAAGGGGCGAUUAUUAUUAUUUUUUUUUUCUACGCAAAAUAAAAGACGGCUAUUCAGUGUUGUUGUUUCAUUUUUGUUUGGGGAGAAAUUCGACUAGCCCAAGGAAUCUCAAAUUCUUGGAACCACUAUUUUAGGCAUUUCUGUUAUCAUUCCUGGAAUACGAGAACUAAGCGAUUGACUUUGCUUUCCCUAAAAGAUAAACAGGGUAGUUGUAGUUGCAACAGAGUAGAUAGAGGUAGGUCUACCCAGGGUUUAAAGUGGAGAUCACAGCCGGGAAAAACCGGACUGGAUCCCGAGGCCUCCUCCAGGGAGGGGCGGCAUGGGUGUCUCAAAAUCUCCCACCUGUCAGCCCAACUUUUGGAUUCCUUGUCACCUUCCACACUGCCGAGCUCCGGACAUACAGCCCCGGUGCACGAGGGUCCCAUUCUUUGCACACCAGGGGUAUAAUGGACUCCGGACUGUUGGCGAGAGUGACAGCAAAAACAGCCAGCCUCUUCUCCGAGGCUUCUUAGCAACCUGCCUGUCUCGGCUCCAGGAGGCGGGUUCCAGCCAAUGGUUGAGCCACCCGCUUCCAGCCAAUGGCUAAGGGAUAAGCUGAGGGGAGUGAGAGGUCCCUUACUGCAGCCGGACAUAACGGCGCUGGCCCCACCCCUUCUCGAGAACUCGCAGAGCUGGGCUGGUAAAAUUGCAGUGCUGAGGACACUGGACCCGCAAAAGGCUGUCCCUCCCAAACCUGGGAUUCUGGGCUCACUGAGUUCACCUGCGAGUCAGCCCUACCUGCACUGCUCUGGUCUAGUACAAACAGGCUGCUGGCAUUGAGGGUCUCGCUCUCUGUUGCCCAAGCUGAAGUGCAGUGGCACAGUCGGCUCACUGUAACCUCAGACUCCUGGGCUUAGAUCUUCUCAUCUCAGCCUCCAGAGUAGAUGGGACCACAGGUCUGCUACAAUGCUGCUGCUGCACAGAGCUGUGGUCCUCAGGCUCCAACAGGCCUGCAGACUCAAGUCAGUCCCCUCAAGGAUCUGCAUUCAGGCCUGCUCCACAAAUGAUUCAUUUCAGCCCCAGCGCCCCAGCCUCACCUUCUCUGGUGAUAACUCCAGCACCCAGGGAUGGAGAGUCAUGGGGACCCUAUUAGGUCUCGGUGCAGUGUUGGCCUAUCAGGACCAUCGGUGUAGGGCUGCUCAGGAGUCAACACACAUAUACACUAAGGAGGAAGUGAGUUCCCACACCAGCCCUGAGACUGGGAUCUGGGUAACUCUGGGCUCUGAGGUCUUUGAUGUCACAGAAUUUGUGGACCUACAUCCAGGGGGGCCUUCAAAGCUGAUGCUAGCAGCUGGGGGUCCCCUAGAGCCCUUCUGGGCCCUCUAUGCUGUUCACAACCAGUCCCAUGUGCGUGAGUUACUGGCUCAGUACAAGAUUGGGGAGCUGAACCCUGAAGACAAGGUAGCCCCCACCGUGGAGACCUCUGACCCUUAUGCUGAUGAUCCUGUACGUCACCCAGCCCUGAAGGUCAACAGCCAGCGGCCCUUUAAUGCAGAGCCUCCCCCUGAGCUGCUGACAGAAAACUACAUCACACCCAACCCUAUCUUCUUCACUCGGAACCAUCUGCCUGUACCUAACCUGGAUCCAGACACCUAUCGCUUACACGUAGUAGGAGCACCUGGGGGUCAGUCACUGUCUCUUUCCCUGGAUGACUUGCACAACUUUCCCAGGUACGAGAUCACAGUCACUCUGCAGUGUGCCGGCAACCGACGCUCUGAGAUGACUCAGGUCAAAGAAGUAAAAGGUCUGGAGUGGAGAACAGGAGCCAUCAGCACUGCACGCUGGGCUGGGGCACGGCUCUGUGAUGUGUUAGCCCAGGCUGGCCACCAACUCUGUGAAACUGAGGCCCACGUCUGCUUUGAGGGACUGGACUCAGACCCUACUGGGACUGCCUAUGGAGCAUCCAUCCCUCUGGCUCGGGCCAUGGACCCUGAAGCUGAGGUCCUGCUGGCAUAUGAGAUGAAUGGGCAGCCUCUGCCACGUGACCACGGCUUCCCUGUGCGUGUGGUGGUUCCUGGAGUGGUGGGUGCCCGCCAUGUCAAAUGGCUGGGCAGAGUGAGUGUACAGCCAGAGGAAAGUUACAGCCACUGGCAACGGCGGGAUUACAAAGGCUUCUCUCCAUCUGUGGACUGGGACACUGUAGAUUUUGACUCUGCUCCAUCCAUUCAGGAACUUCCUGUCCAGUCGGCCAUCACAGAGCCCCGGGAUGGAGAGACUGUAGAAUCAGGGGAGGUGACCAUCAAGGGCUAUGCAUGGAGUGGUGGUGGCAGGGCUGUGAUCCGGGUGGAUGUGUCUCUGGAUGGGGGCCUAACCUGGCAGGUGGCUAAGCUGGAUGGAGAGGAACAGCGCCCCAGGAAGGCCUGGGCAUGGCGUCUGUGGCAGUUGAAAGCCCCUGUGCCAGCUGGACAAAAGGAACUGAACAUUGUUUGUAAGGCUGUGGAUGAUGGUUACAAUGUGCAGCCAGACACCGUGGCCCCAAUCUGGAACCUGCGAGGUGUUCUCAGCAAUGCCUGGCAUCGUGUCCAUGUCUAUGUCUCCCCAUGAGCAUGGAAAGGAGCCACCUCCACCCCUUUCCCCACCCAUUAGCCUCACUGCUUCAGAAAAAUCUUUCCCACCUUUCAACUUCUUGGAUCACAACUCUGGCCUUCCUAAGCCAUACCCAAGUACACAUAUAGCACAUUUCACCCAAGGACCUUCCCUCUUUGGACACUAUGUUACAUACCCCUCUUGGCCUUUGAACCUGUGCCAGGAAGUGUGAGCUGUUACAGCAAGGGGCUAGAAGUGAGACAAGUAAUUCUGGAGACAAGCACUAUUUUCUCUUCCUACCCCACCUCCAUUUCUAAUGCCUACUGCCAUCAAGGCCUUGUUUUGCUUUUCUUUUUGGAUUGUUCAGAGAAAUGUGUGUGGCAUGUGUAAGAAAAGUGUAUAUACUAUCUUAUACUACCUCUCCAGGUUGCCAGAGAGUUGCGAGGAGAGCAAGGGGCACAACCGUCUCCCUUUAUAGUUCUACUUUUCUAAUAAAUAGUCCGUUUAAGAUCAUAA